UUACAAGGCUUCCAGGUAUACAGCAAACGCUUUAUACUCCUAGAAGAUACCUGAUACCCUUUUCAUCUGGGCUGUUAGAAAAAAUAAAUCUUUUCUUUCCAAAGCAAGAACAUGGGCUAUAAAGUGCUUCAGAUAAUCCUGUGUUCAUUGUUGCUUAUAGAAGCAUUGGGAGCACCAUUUUUUUUGGAAGACCCAGCAAACCAGUUCCUACGUCUCAAAAGACAUGUGUAUUUGCAAGAGUACUGGGACCCAGAUCACAAUUCCAAUGGGUGGGGCAUCACACUGACUGAUAAGGUUCGUGAAACCUGGAUUUCCUUGAAAAGAGCUGCACAGCAUUAUUUAGACAUGAAUUCAUUCAGCUUUGGCAUGUCUACUGCCCAGUAAAUGCGCUUUACUGAUUCAUGCUGGAGAACAAAGAUGGGAGCCAUUGUGGCCACAAGCAGAAACCAUGGGUUGUGAAGGCCUGGGGGGUAUCUCUGUGUGUUUAUCAGAUUACUUACUAUAUCUCUUUGAUGGAGUUGUUAAAAGGAGAAUUAUGAAGACCAAAAUAGAGACCUUGAAU
Molecule: messenger RNA, 562 nt
Organism: Fukomys damarensis (Damara mole-rat)
Lineage: Eukaryota; Metazoa; Chordata; Mammalia; Rodentia; Bathyergidae
Gene: CUNH3orf85
Product: chromosome unknown C3orf85 homolog
Exons: 3
Coding region: 112-384 (90 amino acids)
Source: RefSeq, a predicted model, not a curated record